Molecule: messenger RNA, 1817 nt
Organism: Blepharisma stoltei
Lineage: Eukaryota; Ciliophora; Heterotrichea; Heterotrichida; Blepharismidae
Source: the annotation of a GenBank genome assembly
AUGCUCAACAAGCAAAGGACUAGGCCAAGAAUGAAUACAUUACAGACUCCUUCAUUGUCUUCAAGGACUAUUUUCAAAGAUCCAAUAGAUUUUUUGAUUUCUAACGAUAUGUCGUCUGAGCUGAACAUUUUCAACAAGCCUCCAAAAACUUGUUUACCAGAUGUUUUUUCAUCAAGAUCAACUGCUAUUGAGACAAGUAGACGGCGAACACAGUUUAAACGCCGAACUUGUAUUCCUUGCAUGAAUUUUCCAAUUGAAGAAAAUUUGGCUUUAACCCUUAAAAGCCCAGAAGCAGCUGCAGACGACGGCCAAAUUUUGAGGCUAAAAAGUCAAAGUGUCCUAAAUUUUAAGCAUCCUUUAUCUGUUCGCAACAAAAAAGCUAGUGUAAUUUCAUACAAUUAUAAAUCAAAAAUAGGAGAAUCCAAUGGGAUAUAUAAAAAAUGCAACCAAGAUACGUACAUUGCUAAGCCAUUAUUCCACCAAGUCAAUGAGUUUUACCUUUUCACAGUUUGUGAUGGGCAUGGCCCAUCAGGUCAUGAGGUUUCUCAUUAUAUCAGAGAAAUGUUUCCACGUCUUGUUGAGGCUAAACUUAAGCAUAGAUCUUCAACUCUUAAUGAUUUAGAAGAUGCGCUUAAUAAAUCUAUAAAAAAGUUAACUGACCAAAUUGAUGAAAGCAAAAUGCCGACUGAAAGCUCAGGGAGUACUAUGAAUUGUGUACUGAUCAAUGGAAAUAAGCUAAUAUGUGCAAAUAUUGGAGACUCAAGAGCAGUUUUAGGGAGUUUAUGUAAUAGCUGGAAAUCUAAAGAUUUGUCAAGAGACCAUAAGCCUACAGAAGAAGACGAGAAAAACCGAAUAAUACAGUCUAAUGGGAUUUUAGACCAAGUGCAUAGUCCAAUUGGAAAAGGAAUUGGACCUUUAAGGGUCUGGCAAUCCGUAAAUAAUCAUGGACUUGCUAUGCCUGUUCAUGCAUUAAAAUGGCGUGAUGAAUCAACCCACCCUCUUAGCACCUGUAGCUGGGGAUAACCAGAGACCUUGUGGAAGAGAGGAUGGCGUUCGGUGAUGAACAUCCAGCCAGGUUUUUACUGGGUUUGGGUGGAGUGCAAUGUCGGAUUAGGCCGACUCCACUUAUUCCGGAUCAAGGUUUUACCUCUUGGUGGAUAUUUGAUCGGUAUUGGGAAAGAGAAAGCCCAGCAAAAUUUGCGUGACCAAUCGGGCAACUUUUCAAGCUCGAUACCAGGAGUUGCGUCCUGGACGAUGAAUUCUAUCUAGGUCGGCAAUUUAACCAGAAAAUUCGUUUUUUGAAUCUUCUGGAAGGGCACCCAAGUCUGGCGUACGGCAUGGUAACCCGGCUCACUUCCCUCGCCGUUUGAUGCGAGCCCCAGGCGACGAGGAUUUUACCUCUAGAGGCGGUGGCAGGCGGCCAACAACGAAUCAAGGUGGAGAUACGCACUCGCGGAUACUAAUGGGAAGCUUUUCAAUAAUAUCAUAAUAUUAAUGCUAUGUCUCGUUCAAUUGGAGACACAAUUGCCCAUGGAUUUGGAGUAAGCUCAGAACCUGAAUUUACCAGACACCAUUUGACUGAAAAUGAUAAAUUUUUAAUCGUUGCUUCAGAUGGAAUAUGGGAUGUCAUUUCUAGUGAAGAAGCAGUUAAAAUCGUAGGAAAAGUAUUAGAUAAAGAUAAAAGAGAAGCUUGCUGUGAUGCACUAAUUAAUGAAGCAGCAAGAAGAUGAAAGCACGUUCACAAUAAUUCUGUGGACGACAUCACUGUUAUUGUAGUUUUCUUUGGCUUACAGAAGUUGAGUUUGGGGGUACAUUAG